AGAUUUUUUUCUACAUAACCCCUUUAAAGAGAAAAAUGUUCCAUUUACAUGACCUGACUUUCAAACCUUUCUUACUGGUUCAGAAUGGAAGCUUCUGUCCACUGGAGUAGUCUUGCUGUGGUCCUUUGUCUACUUUGCAAAGGAUGGGAGGUUCAAUGUGACUGCAGUGAGAGUCCCUUAGCAAUUCAAGGGGGUAACUACACUUUGACCAAGAACCUGGAGAGUGGCACCUUGCUGAUCUACCAGUGUGCUGACGGCUACUACCCGUACCCCACUAUUACCCGCCGGUGCCGGUCCAAUGGUCACUGGCCUCCCCCACCCAGCAGGUUUAAUCAGAUUUGCAAGCUCGUUGAAUGCCCUGACCCAAAUGUCUUGGAGUAUGGAAAUGUUUUCCCAUUUCACGAAAAAUACACAGUAGGCUGCAACACCAGGUAUGAGUGCUACCCAGGAUACACUCUACAAGGUUCCUCCAAUCGUACCUGCUUAUCAAACGGGAAAUGGAGUGGCUCUACUCCCAUCUGUAGUCGUGACACUGGAGACACUUGUUCAGACCCUGGUGUGCCAGCAGGUGCCUCAAAAAGAGGGAGCACUUUUACUGCUGGUGGGACAGUGACGUAUUCCUGCAAUGGCAACAUGGUUUUGGUGGGAUCCAGAGAAAGAACGUGUCAGGAGAACGGCAGAUGGACCGGCAGAGAGCCUGCAUGCUACUUCAAAUUCACCUAUGAUACACAAUCUGAAGUUGCAGACGCGUUCCAGAGGUCGAUCAGAGACAGUCUCAUCUAUUUACCACCUGAAGAUGACAAUCAGCCAGGGAGAGAAAUCCGGAUUUCAAAGAAAGGGAAGCUUAACAUCUACAUCGCUCUGGAUAUUUCUGACAGUAUCGAAGAAAUGAUCAUUAAAAGAACAAGACAGGCCAUCAUUACACUUAUUAAAAAGAUUUCAACCUUCGCUGUGUCACCAAACUAUGAAAUAGUAUUUUUUUCCUCUGAUGUGCAUGAAAUUGUCAACAUUGUUGAUUUUUAUGAUGGCACAGAAAGUCUGAUUUCCGUCAUUGAAAAGUUGGAAACAUUUAAAAUAGGUGACAGGAGCACUGGAAAGGACUUGAAUGCUGCUUUGAAGAAAUUUGAAGAACGCAUGACUACGAUUCAACAAGUUCAACAGGAGUUUCAGGAAACGCGUCAUAUUUUUCUGAUCUUCACUGGUGGUGCGUACAACCUGGGUGGAUCCCCAGUGCCAACUUUAGCUAGAAUAAAGAACAUGGUCCACACGAGUCCUACAGGUGAAACCGGAUCAAGAUUACAUCAUCUCGAGAGCUACGUCUUCGCCAUCGGAGCUGACAUCGUUGAUGAUGACCUGCUGCCCCUCACAGUUGGACCUGAAGGAGAGACACAGUACUUUAGACUGAAAAAAGAGACUGAUUUAGCAGCAACUUUUGAUGAUGUAAUUGAGGAAAACUCCGCAAUGGAUCUUUGUGGUCUUCACAAAGACUACGAGCUGGAAGGCGACAGUGACAGCAAGCGCAGACGUUAUCCAUGGCGGGCGGUGGUUAGAAUUCAGACGGAGUCGCGGGUGAUGCUCUGCUCUGGAUCUCUGGUGUCAUCUCAUUUUGUCUUAACUGCUGCUAGCUGCUUCCCAUCUGACUGCAAACCAGAGAAUGUCAAAGUAGAAAUUGAUGACAAAAAUGGGAGGAAAGACAAAACUGUGAGAAAAAUAUUUUUACACCCAAAUUUCAACACUAAGGCUCGACAGGAUCAAGGCGUGACUGAGUUUUAUGACUACGACGUUGCUCUUAUUCAACUAGAAGAAUCCAUACAAAUCUCAACUCUUGCAAGACCCAUAUGCAUUCCCUGUACUCAGGACACCAAUAAUGCCCUCAAACUGCCUGAAACAUCAACAUGCGUCCAGCAAGAGGAGCUUUUGCUGAAGAAUCAACGGGAAAAACUCAACUUUUUAAGUGCAGACAGAGUUGGUGUCUAUGAAAAACUUGUCCAUGCCAAGUUUGGAAAAAGCAGAGAUUUGUGCAUCCAAAAGGUAUUAAAUGUACCAGGCAUGAGGAUCAGUGACCCAACGGUUGCUGUGACGGAUAACUUUCUGUGCACUGGUGGGGACGGAGACCACAUAUCGUGUGCAGGCGACAGUGGACAAGCUGUGUACAAGAUUCAUCAGAAUCGUGUAGUGCAGAUUGGAGUGGUCAGCUGGGGAACAGAAUCCCUUUGUCGUAGAGGAGGAAUGCAAAAGUCCACACGUAAUUCAAGAGAUUUCCACAUUAAUCUUUUUAAAGUGGUUCCUUUUCUUAAAUCUACCCUUGGAAAUGAGGAUCAGGACGAAUAUCCAGCCCUGAGAUUCUUGAGUGAUUAAAACUCAAGUAUUUCCAAUAAAGUGCACAUUUCGUCAGAA
Oryzias melastigma (Indian medaka) is the source of this 2397-nucleotide messenger RNA. Its product is annotated as complement factor B. Gene Ontology annotation, cellular component: extracellular region. Gene Ontology annotation, molecular function: serine-type endopeptidase activity. Gene Ontology annotation, biological process: complement activation; proteolysis. The coding region runs from base 85 to 2358 and encodes 757 amino acids. The record is from RefSeq and is a predicted model, not a curated record. The transcript is spliced from 18 exons. Lineage: Eukaryota; Metazoa; Chordata; Actinopteri; Beloniformes; Adrianichthyidae.